CGCGCGACAUCAAUAACAAUGGCAAACCGUGGUCUGUUUUGGUAGGAGAUUUGUGAUUGGAGCUAGACGGUCAGCAAGCUUAGUCGCUGUAUCCAUGUCUUAUUUCUUUUUUUAAAUUGGCGAGUUUUAUUUCUAGAUAAGAGUGUUCGUCCAUUGAUAUAUAUUUCGUUUUUACAUUUUUUUUUCUCGAAAAUGUGCGAGGCGCUGUUGGCAAGCUCACACAGUCCGUGCAUGUGUGUCCCUGCUGCUUUUCUGCUGGGCUACAGCUACUAACCUAGCUGCUUUUCACUCGGUGGUUAGCUAACGUUAGCCUGCCCGCUUUUUAUUGACUUGAGGGGGGAAAACACAACCGAAUGUAAAGCGUGUUUGUGUGAUUUGUUUUAUGACAACACCCUUUAACUAUUUUCUAAUCGUUGCUGUCGGAUACGAUAAGAAGUGUUGUAUGAUUUGUCGUAGAAAAUACUUUGCUGGCUAGCUAACAGGCUAGCUAUUUGUGUGUAUUCUUCGACUGAGGAAAACGGCGAGUUUUCUUUGAAAGUAUGGAUGACCAGACCAGGAUGAUGACGGGUCUCACCGGACUCGGUGGACUAUCACAAGCCGAUGUUGGUGACCCAGACUCGGUUAGGAAACAACAGUCCCUCGGCCAACCUCAACAAGACAUAGGGGAUAUCCUACAGCAAAUAAUGGCCAUCACCGACGAAAGCCUGGACGAAGCACAGGCCAGAUGCUGGCCAGAGGAAUCGCCGGCGCAUUGGGGUGGAUCAGACGACCCCACAGAGGGAGGGAGAGCAGGGGGGGGCAUGGCAGGGGGUGGCCUGCCACUCAACUUCCAGCACAGGAAGCAUGCCCUGAACUGUCACAGGAUGAAGCCAGCCCUCUUCAGCGUUCUCUGUGAGAUCAAAGAGAAGACGGUGCUGAGUAUACGAGGUGUGCAGGAGGAGGACCCCCCAGAUCCCCAGAUCAUGCGGUUGGACAACAUGUUGUUAGCAGAGGGUGUGUCAGGACCAGAGAAGGGCGGAGGGUCGGCUGCAGCGGCUGCAGCUGCAGCAGCAGCAGGGGGCUCACCCACCGACAGCAGCAUCGAACACUCGGACUACAGAGCCAAGCUUGCCCAGAUCCGCCAGAUCUAUCACUCUGAGCUGGAGAAGUAUGAGCAGGCCUGCAGUGAGUUCACCAACCAUGUAAUGAACCUGCUGAGAGAGCAGUCUCGCACACGGCCCAUCUCUCCCAAGGAGAUUGAGCGCAUGGUGGCCAUCAUCCACCGCAAGUUCAGCUCCAUUCAGAUGCAGCUCAAACAGAGCACCUGCGAGGCCGUCAUGAUUCUGCGCUCACGCUUCCUUGAUGCCAGACGUAAGAGGCGCAACUUCAACAAGCAAGCUACAGAAGUGCUGAACGAGUAUUUCUACUCCCACCUGUCUAACCCUUACCCUAGCGAGGAAGCCAAGGAGGAACUGGCCAAAAAGUGUGGGAUCACUGUGUCUCAGGUCUCUAAUUGGUUUGGCAACAAGAGAAUACGCUACAAGAAGAACAUUGGUAAGUUCCAGGAGGAAGCGAACCUCUACGCAGUUAAAACAGCGGUGGAUGCUGCCAAUGUGUCUGCGCAGGCUAGCCAGGCUAACUCUCCGGCAACCCCCAACUCAGGUGGAUACCCUGCACCGUGCUACACACCUGACGGGCGGCUAUGAGGAGCUGUCGGGUAGUGGCCUCUACACCCCUCAUCGCCUGGAUAAUACUCUCUUCCCUGACUGUUUGCAGGCUAACAGCUGGCAGGACACCACCAACCCCCCCUCGGUCACCUCCCCUCCUGGUCCUCCUGGCAGCGUCCACUCCGACACCUCCAACUGAUUCGGUGGCUCUCCCUGCCAUCACUUCAUUCCCACUGUGGUCUGCUCUGACUACCAUCUUCUGUCCUUGUUUUUUCACUAUUCCCUCGUCUCUCAAGUACACAGCCACACAAGGCUGUACUCGCAUCUCAUAAACACAAACUGUGCUGGAACACAGGACAGCCGAACAGUAGUUAGGAGGAAUUCUCCCUCCAGCCCACAGCUCCACUUCCAUGCUAGAAGCUCCUAAACUCAGAAUAAAAAGAGGCACGGAGCUUACUGAUGCCGAGACAGAUAAGACAACAUCUUUACUUUCAAGGACUUUUUUGAAAACCACUGACCCAGCCGUGUAGGUGAUCAUGAUGUCUGUACAUUAUGUGUAUAUGCACGUUAACUUCACACAGUACUCACACAGCUUGUCCAUGUGCUGUUGACCUCUGCACUCGACCCUUUGCUUUGGAAAACUGUGUGUGAUUGCCUGUAUCUCUUGAAGCCUUGGCAUUUGACAGCCAAACUGUUGAUACGGAUCACCAGGGAGCUCUGCUCACCUUGCUCGUACCAAAGUGCUGCCCCGGUAGUUGUCAACACAUCUGUUCCUCCGAGAUCACCCUCUGCCAACUCAACACAAGACACUGUUGUAUCUCCCAGUCCUUAUAGCUUGCUGUUUCAUUCUGUUGAAGAUUUCAAAGUGAAUAAUUGAGAUGUGCACUAAUGUGCAUGCACCCUCCUUCCGUAACACAUACACACCUCAAAACGUCGUUUUCAUAGUGAGCUGACAUAAAAGAUGUGUCAAGCACAAAAGUUAGCAUCCUUGUUAUGGGUGUCUACCUGUAAAAAGGUAGUUAAGGGGAUCACUGUUCUAAAGCGGACAGGUGAUAACAGGGCUGGUGAGAAGAGGAGGAAAGGGCAGAGAGGAGAAUAUCGUUUGUUGAGUGGAUGUAACUAAGAGCCCUUUUUUGUUGCUAACCAAUAGAGGGUGUUGGUAGACUGCUUGUAGACUUAACUUCCUGCUUUCUGUCCACUAGUUUAUUUGAUUGUAGGCUAUUUUCUAAUGCUGUUUCACCAAGAAUGCACCAGCCACCACCAAAAAUGAGCUCAGUAAAAGCAUCUAAAUGACAUUAGGAGGAGGGUGGAGAGAUUGUGGGGCACUGAUGUGUUAUUGGGACAAACGUGACAUGAAUUUAGAAACGUGACUGUCUUCCAUGCAUGUAGGACUUCUAGGCGUGAUAUUAUUGUUUUCAUUUAACCUUCCGAGUUUUUAGCUUUGUUUUUAUUAACAAAAAAAAUAAAAGGGUAUAAUUAUUACAGUCAGACCAAAAAGGAAAGUGCAUCAUGUAUUGCUAUGAUGUGUGUCUCUCGUGUGGGCGUGUGUGUACAGUGUUCUUGGGAUGUCUUAGUCAAACUGGCCAGUGCCCUCUGACCUUUGUAACCAUUAGAGACUGGGUGCUUCCGCCAGCCAAUGACACACCGGGUGGGGUUCAACUGAGAUCUCCUCCCCAUCUUGAAACAUUUUAAGCUUGUGAGCCCGAGGCAACACACUACAACCUUCUGUUGUAACAAAACCAAAAAUAACCACGUUCAGCAAUGUAAUAAUGCUACUCUGUGUCUCUCUAAAGUUGGUGCACAGCCAGCUUUUUUCAGUUUGAGGAGAGGAGGGAAUUAUAUUUGUAUCUGUGUCUCUCUGUGUGGUGUUGUCAUGCCUCAAGUUGAUUUGAUUUAUUUGGGGGCGGGGGGUUGUUGUGGGGCGUCAUGGGAGGGUGGAUGGAGUGAGGACUGUCAUCACACCUGUAAUUUGAUUGUGAGCAUAGAAGGUAUGCUCUCCCCUUUUCCCAUCCUUUUUUAAUACCUUACGGUAAAACCACAACUAUUGUUUGUAGUUCCAUGGCCAAUUGGGCAAGGGCUUCUCUCUCUCCUGUUACCAAAAAAAAAAAAAGAGGCAGCACUGGGUGUAGUAAAACUCUUAACUUGUGUUUAAGACAAACUUGCAACGUUUUUGGGGAUUUUCAUUCUUUGGAACUAUUUUAUACAUUAACUGUUCUGUGAAUAACAAAGCAUUUUGAUAGUAAGGUAAAGCCUUAUGAAAAUUUAAGUGUCAGUCAAGACUUUAUUGAACCAUAUGUUACAGAACAAAACUUGAGCUUAUAAGCUGGUCACGUGUGAUAUCCCGCAUCUAAUUACUUGUUUUGUUACUCAUCGCAGUUCAUACGACUGUAUCUUAUAACGUUAUCGCCACACCAAAUUAUCAUGCCCCCACCCCCCCACCCCCCUCCCCGUUUUCUACCUGUUGUAAUGGAUGUCACUGUACAGUUUGUGUAAUGUUUCAGUAUUUUUUUUUUCUUUUAUAAACUUUGAUGUUUGGUUGAGAUGCCAGUUUUAUUUGGCCUUUGUGUCACAGGAUUCACAAUAACUCUGUAUCAAGUUUGAAUAUUAUUUAGGACUUUUUGUUACAUAACCAGGUGGCAAUGUAGGGUUCACAGGUGUAACAUUUGGUGCUGUGGGAUUUAAUCAGCUGAGGUUCUCUAGCAGACAUUGAUUUAUGGACCCUCUUCCUAGCUGAUCUCCCUUCAGUUUCUACUUUUUCCACACUUCCCUAGUCAGUCACUUCCCCAAAUAUCCACCCCUUUGUGCUUCAUUAAAUUUAAAAGCUUUUCUGAAACCUGAAAUCAUGCCAUUAAAUCAGAAGUGUGUGUUUAUGGAGCGGUUUAAGCAGUAUAUUUGCAUGCAGGACGUUAAUACUAAAUGUAGUUUUAAUUCUUGUGAAAUUGUGAAACAGGAAGUGAGAGACCUUCACAUUAAAGCAGAUGGUCUACGCUACACAACGUGUACCACAUAUCAAGGCUGAGUUCUUACCGCUUCUUCCCUGCCUUUCCAGUUUCCCUGUCAAAUAAAGCCAAAAGCAGAAAUCUUUAAAAAAUAAUGAGUACAGAGACGUCAGUGUAUGCAUUGUAUUUUUGCAACAGAUUUACAAUUCUAAAACAUAGAUCUUAAUUUUAUGUCUUACUAUUGAUCAUGUUUAAAUCUUGUUUUGAUUCUGCAAGUGACUAAAUGACUUCCACAGCACCAAAUGGUUUAACCCUUUUUAAUUUGUUUUUAUUAGUAUUUGUAUCUCCCCUCUUUCCCUUGUAUUUACCCCUCUCUCUACCUCUGUCUUUCCAUUUCUCUUGUAUAUAACCCCCACUGUUUUCAGACGUGUGAGUCUGUAUGAACUCCUUUUAUACCUCAACUUUAGAAUUGUUCUAGAAAGAGUAAAAACAAAAAGGAAGAAUAUGACAAAUUGUAGUGUUCUUAUUAGAAAAUUAAUAAAAUGAUUUAGUGUGA
Micropterus dolomieu (smallmouth bass) is the source of this 5141-nucleotide messenger RNA. It is a transcript of the gene pbx4, whose product is annotated as pre-B-cell leukemia transcription factor 4. The transcript is spliced from 9 exons. The coding region runs from base 540 to 1685 and encodes 381 amino acids. Gene Ontology annotation, biological process: embryonic organ development; eye development; animal organ morphogenesis. The record is from RefSeq and is a predicted model, not a curated record. Lineage: Eukaryota; Metazoa; Chordata; Actinopteri; Centrarchiformes; Centrarchidae. Gene Ontology annotation, cellular component: nucleus. Gene Ontology annotation, molecular function: DNA-binding transcription factor activity, RNA polymerase II-specific; RNA polymerase II cis-regulatory region sequence-specific DNA binding.